AUGAGCGUUGACUUGAUUGUGUCAAUCCUCGCAGGAACCUCCCUUUCAAAUCUUUCCCAAUUCCCAAAUCUGGAAGCACCCUUCUGGGCUUUUAAUCUCUUUUGCGUUGAAACCUUUCUCCAGACCUCCAAAUCAGGGGCAGACAGUAAAAGAAAGGAGAGAUGAGUGAGUCUGAAAAUUUUGGGCAUGAGCAUCCCCUGGUGUUGAAUGAAGGGCAGAGCAAUCAAAGCGAAGAAGCUUACUGCUCAAGGUGUGGAAAGGAGGUGUCACUGUCAGCUCCAAGUUUUGGCUGGGAGUGUGGGUUUUACCUCCAUAAGAUUUGUGCUGAGGCACCCUUGGAGAUCAAUCACCCUUUUCAUCCCAAGCAUCCUCUCCUCCUUCUGCCAUACCCUCCUUAUGAUGAAGGAAUCUGCAUUUGCGAUUUUUGUGAUGAAAGCUGUAAGACUUUCGCUUAUCAUUGCUCUUGUGGAUUAGACUUUCAUAUCACAUGUGCUUUAUUUACAUAUAAUAUUGCUCAAAAAAAUGUUGAAGAGCUUCACGGCGUUGCUCUUGAAGAUCCAUUGGUUUCCACCGAAAAUAAUGGUGUAGAACUUGAACGUUUUGAGUGUUUUGGGUGUUGGCAACCGUUACUAAGUUCUACAUACUUUUCUCUUGGUUGUGGAUUCCAUCUACAUAAGAAAUGUGCUGAGUUACCUCUCAAAAUCAAUCAUAUGUGUCACCGCAAACAUCCUCUUGUGCUACAGUUCAAUAGUGAAAAGUUUUCUUGCUACAUAUGCCAAGAAACCCAACAAAGAGGAUUUGUUUAUUAUUGUUUGCCCUGCAAUGUUGCUUUUCACAUUGAGUGUGUAUCACCCCCGCCCAUCAUUGAAGAUAAAAGUCAUCAACACCCAUUCUCCUUGUUUUGGAGACAAGCUCCUUUCAUUUGUGAUGCAUGUGGCACUGCAGGAAAUCAUGUUGCCUACAUAUGUACUACAUGCAAUAUUAUAGUACAUAAAAAAUGCAUUUCAUUGCCACGCAUCAUCAAAAGCAUGCAUCACCACCAUAUUUUUCACACAUACUUCCUUCAUGAUGAAGAUUUUAAGGAUGGGGAUUGCAUAAUUUGUCACGAUGGGGUCAAUGCAGAGCAAGGCAGUUACUAUUGUUCAGAUUGCAAAAAUGCCCAUGUGAAUUGCGCGACACAAGAUGAAACCUGGUAUUAUAUAGUUUCACCCGAAAAUGAAGAUGUCGUUAGUUUGGCACUUUUGCCUGGUGAAUCUAUUGACUCCAUCACUUGUGUUAUUGAGAGGAAUGAAGCAGGAGAAGCCACAAAAAAUAAACAUUUCAAGCAUAUGCAUGAGUUGAUGUUAAGUGGAGAAAUUGCGGAGUAUGAUAAAUGUUGCGAGGGGUGCUUGUUACCUAUCUCAGCUUCUUUUUAUUGGUUUAAGAGGUGUGAUUUCUUUCUUCAUAAAGCCUGUGCUGAAUUACCUAAGAUGAAGCACGUUUGGUUUCAUUAUUGCCAGCAAAGUGUUCUCAUCCUUACUUCAGGCUGCAUUUUUAGAUGUCAUCUAUGCAAUCACCUAUCUAAUGGCUUUGCCUAUAAAUGUAAUGAAUGUAACGAUCAUGUAUGCCUUCGAUGUGUAACUCUAACGCCUGAUGCUCUAACAUGUCAAGGACAUAAACACCCCCUCCUUUGUUAUGUCGACUAUGAAGGGAAGUGUUGUGCUUGUGGUGGUUACAUAAAUGCCCUGACAUACCGUUGUAAAGAUUGCAAUUUUGCUGUAGAUACUUCAUGUGUUACACUGCCAACUACAGUUCGUCACCAAUGUGACGACCAUGCUCUUGUACUUACAUACAGUGAUGAUAAUAGUUAUUCAGAAAGUCAUUAUUGUGACAUUUGUGAAGAAAGAAGAGAUCCGAAUUACUGGUUUUAUCAUUGUGCAACUUGCGAUACUUCUGUUGAUGUCAAGUGUGUCCUUGGAAGAUAUCCAUUUAUCAAACUCGGGAGUAUUUACAAAGAAGAACAUCAUCCGCACCUUCUCACCUUUGUGAAAAAGAUUUAUUACUAUCCUAAAUGCAUAGAAUGUGGUAGACCUUGUAAAGAUUUGGCUCUCGAAUGUGUUUCUUCUGGAUGCAAUUAUAUUGUCCACUGGAAAUGUACAGCAUCAUAUAAGCGACUAUGGAAAUACCCCUUUUUGAGAAAAGUCUAGAUGGAAGUCUUGUUGGUCAAGAUACUUGAAAACUUCCACUUCAUUUGCAGGAAAGCACAAAUGGUCCAUAAAUUGUUACUUUUAAUGCUUGUUAUUUUUGUAAUUGUAACUUACUUUUCAGUUGUAAGUUUAAAUGUAACGUAGGCAUCUGAACUUAGAAUGUGUGAGCCUUGGAUUGCUUUUGAUUAUUUAGUCUAGAAAUUCCCUUCAAUUUGACAGUGUGGCUGUAAUGACAAUAAAGUUGGUAUAUGUUGUUGUAUUGUUUAAAUGUAUCACUUGUUGACUUUUU
This is a messenger RNA of Theobroma umbraticum, 2475 nucleotides long. RefSeq lists its product as uncharacterized. Lineage: Eukaryota; Viridiplantae; Streptophyta; Magnoliopsida; Malvales; Malvaceae. The record is from RefSeq and is a predicted model, not a curated record.